AUCCACAUUCAUUCUGCAGGAAUCAGAUCAAUUAAAAUGUCUUACUGAAAUCAACAAUGGCUUCACCGAGAGGUCACCAUCGGCGCGGAGGCAUGGAGGAACCAGUUUUCAUGUCAUCUGAUGUUAUUCAUCUCAAAGAGGAAUUUAAUAGACUUCAAAAGGACAUUUUGCCAGAAUGCAAAAAGCAUUUGGAGAAAAUUCAUGAUCUCAUCAAUGAGUUUGAAAAUGGUAACAGAUUUGCUAUUUAUGCACGCAGGGGAGGAGAAAUAACUGGAGGAAUCGCGAUGGUGUUGUUGGCAUUAGCUUUAUUUUUAAUUGAUGAAGAGGUUUCUGAUAUUAUUGCUGCAGCAGGGGCAGCUGCGGCUGUAGUUGCUGUAUUAUGUGCUACUUUUAGACUAUACAAGAAAACACAGCUCAAGAAGAACUUAAAACAAUCUGUUGAAGAGGAACUUAAGGGAUUUCAGGAUAAAAUGAACCCUAUUAUUGACAUAUUGGAAAAAAUCGGCCAACACACUGAGGAAAUAUUGAGAGACGCUUUACUAUCAGACCACAAUGCCAAGGCAUUGAGUGAACAUUUUGCCUACUGCUUUGAAAAAAGACACCUGUUUCAGGAACAUGACAGGAGUAAAGUGGGUGACCAGAUGUCUGAAAUUGUGCAUUUGUCUGGAAACAUUUCAGAAAUGAUCGCCAAAGUUAGUUCUGUGCCUGAUAUUCUCAAAGAGAUUAUUGAAGACAACAAGAAGCAACGUGCCAAACCUGUCAAACCCAGACAGGAACAGAUACAUAAAAGAGAGUUUAAGGAGAAAGCAGAGAAAUUCAUUAAUGAUAUGCAGAAAGGAAUAUGUGAGUUAAAAAAUAGCGUGAAAGAAAUCAGCCAAAAAACAGACAGCAUAUCAGAUAUUUUGAGUUGAACCUGACAAAAUGAUAAAGUAUGAACUGCUGAGACAACUUGUUAUUGGAUCCA
This is a messenger RNA of Sinocyclocheilus grahami, 964 nucleotides long. RefSeq lists its product as uncharacterized. The coding region runs from base 57 to 911 and encodes 284 amino acids. NCBI's taxonomy places the organism in Eukaryota, Metazoa, Chordata, Actinopteri, Cypriniformes, Cyprinidae. The record is from RefSeq and is a predicted model, not a curated record. The transcript has 3 exons.